GAUAUUCCUCAACACAAGUAUAUGUGUGUAUGUAUAUAAACCCCUCAUAGCUGCUGCUCCUCAACACGUUUUCAUCUUCCUUCGCAAUCCACUCCCACCGAAAAAGAGAGAGAGAUGUGUCCCUCGGGGAGAAUGAUAACUGCCGCGAAUCCAGAUCUCCGGCCGGCGUUCGAGGUAAUCGACGCUGAUCACGACGGCAAAAUCAGCUGCGAUGAUCUCCGUUCGUUCUACGCGGGGAUCCCGAGAUCGACUUCCUCCGACGAUGUAAUCUGUGCGAUGAUUUCGGCGGCCGACGCGAACAAGGACGGAUUCGUGGAGUACAACGAGUUCGAGAAGGUUCUGCGGGGAUAUAACGGGAAAUUGACGUCGUCGUACGGCGGAUCCGAAGGCGGGGACGGGUUGAUGGAGGAUGUGUUCAAGGUGAUGGAUAAGGACGGAGAUGGGAGAUUGAGCUUCGGAGAUCUGAAGAGUUACAUGGAUUCGGCCGGUUUGGAUGCGACCGACGAUGAGAUCAAGGCGAUGAUCAAAUUAGCCGGCGGUGAUGAAAACGGCGGCGUUUCAUUUGACGGUUUGCUCAAGAUCUUCGGGUGCUGAUUCUUUCUUCUCUCUCUCCUUUUUUGUGUUUUUUCUGUUUUUUUUUUCUCCCAAAUAUUGUCAUGCUUCGUUGGUUCUGGCGGAAGCUUCUCUGUCGUCUCUGCUAAACUUUUUUCGAGAUGAUUUAACAUGAUGAUGAUGAUGAUA
Molecule: messenger RNA, 741 nt
Organism: Tarenaya hassleriana
Lineage: Eukaryota; Viridiplantae; Streptophyta; Magnoliopsida; Brassicales; Cleomaceae
Product: calmodulin
Exons: 1
Coding region: 115-594 (159 amino acids)
Molecular function (GO): calcium ion binding
Source: RefSeq, a predicted model, not a curated record